AUGACGAAAGGAACGUCAUCCUUCGGAAAGCGUCGCAAUAAGACACACACGCUGUGCCGCCGCUGUGGCUCCAAGGCCUACCACCUUCAGAAGUCGACUUGUGGCAAAUGCGGCUACCCUGCCAAGCGCAAGAGAAAGUAUAACUGGAGUGCCAAGGCUAAGAGACGAAACACUACCGGGACUGGUCGGAUGAGGCACCUAAAGAUUGUCUAUCGCAGAUUCAGACAUGGAUUCCGUGAAGGGACGACACCUAAACCCAAGAGGGCAGCUGUUGCAGCAUCCAGUUCAUCUUGAGGAUUUCAAUCAGUCAUAAAAUAAAUGUUCUGGUUUCAAAAAAAAAAAAAAAAAA
This is a messenger RNA of Grammomys surdaster, 349 nucleotides long. RefSeq names its product 60S ribosomal protein L37. The transcript has a single exon. Bases 1 to 294 code for a protein of 97 amino acids. Gene Ontology annotation, molecular function: RNA binding; structural constituent of ribosome. Lineage: Eukaryota; Metazoa; Chordata; Mammalia; Rodentia; Muridae. Gene Ontology annotation, biological process: translation. The record is from RefSeq and is a predicted model, not a curated record. Gene Ontology annotation, cellular component: ribosome; cytosolic large ribosomal subunit.